This is a messenger RNA of Pseudopipra pipra, 1057 nucleotides long. RefSeq names its product serine palmitoyltransferase 2. The transcript is spliced from 7 exons. Gene Ontology annotation, cellular component: serine palmitoyltransferase complex. Gene Ontology annotation, biological process: ceramide biosynthetic process; sphingosine biosynthetic process. Lineage: Eukaryota; Metazoa; Chordata; Aves; Passeriformes; Pipridae. Bases 75 to 1016 code for a protein of 313 amino acids. Gene Ontology annotation, molecular function: serine C-palmitoyltransferase activity; pyridoxal phosphate binding. The record is from RefSeq and is a predicted model, not a curated record.
GUGCUUUUGAUGUGUUUCAGGAUUUUGUCCCAUUAUACCAGGACUUUGAAAAUUUCUACAACAGAAACCUCUACAUGCGUAUUCGGGACAGCUGGAACCGUCCAAUCUGCAGUGUGCCAGGGGCCAAAGUGGACAUGAUGGAGAGAGUUUCCCAUGACUAUAACUGGACAUUCACGUACACAGGGAGAGUGAUAAAAGACAUUAUUAAUAUGGGUUCCUACAACUACCUUGGAUUUGCACAGAAUGCUGGGGCUUGCCAAGAAGCAGCAGCUAAAGUUCUAUCCCAGUAUGGAGCUGGGGUGUGCAGCACUAGGCAGGAGAUGGGAAACUUGGACAAGCAUGAGGAGCUGGAAAAGCUAGUUGCCAGGUUCCUAGGUGUGGAAUCUGCAAUGGCGUAUGGAAUGGGGUUUGCAACCAACUCUAUGAACAUUCCUGCUUUAGUUGGCAAGGGCUGUCUGAUUUUGAGUGAUGAACUGAAUCAUGCAUCACUAGUGCUUGGAGCAAGACUGUCAGGAGCAACUAUUCGAAUCUUUAAGCACAACAAUAUGCAAAGCCUGGAGAAGCUGCUCAAAGAUGCUAUUGUGCAUGGGCAACCUCGUACACGGAGGCCCUGGAAAAAAAUUCUUAUCUUGGUGGAAGGAAUAUACAGUAUGGAGGGAUCCAUAGUGCGUUUGCCUGAAGUGAUUGCCCUUAAGAAGAAGUACAAAUCCUAUCUGUACCUUGAUGAAGCUCACAGUAUAGGUGCCCUGGGUCCCAGUGGCCGGGGUGUGGUGGAGUAUUUUGGACUCGAUCCUGAAGAUGUGGAUGUUAUGAUGGGAACAUUCACCAAAAGCUUUGGAGCUGCAGGAGGAUACAUUGGGGGCAAAAAGGAACUGAUUGAUUACCUCAGGACAUACUCUCACAGUGCAGUGUAUGCAACAUCAAUGUCACCUCCUGUUGUGGAGCAAAUCAUCACCUCCGUGAAGUGCAUUAUGGGUGAAGAUGGUACAACUAUUGGUGAGUCUUUCGAACAGUAAGCAUGUAGAAAGGGGAAGCCAAACAGAGCCUCUGUCCCUUU